AUGCGCACAACACACUCCCGCUAACUAAAGGUGUGGCUAAUUUUGGAAAUGCCUACAGUGGACAAAUCGAGAGGGGUAGAGAAAAGGAGCUCCCUACAUAAGGUCACCCCAAAUGUUGUAUCAAGAAAUGAUUUGCUAUGCUCAGUACAGUUCAAGAACGUCCUACCUGAUGUACCUUUUGAGCCAAAAUUCAUAACGUACCCUUUUGAUUCAUUAAGGUUCAUUCAGUAUAAUCCAACGAGUCUUGAGAGGAAUCACAGACACGAAACAUUAACUGAGGUUGAUCUUGGUGUCAGUGUUGAUCUGAUACUACAUGAAACACACACAUCAUUAGAACCAGCUGAUUCUGAACUACAUCCAGAUGAUAAGAUACUACUUGAAGAGGAGGUGACGGCUCAACCUGAAUCAAAAAGAGCAAGACAACAUGCAAGGAAUGUCUCUUGGCUUAGGAGAACUGAGUACAUUUCAUCCGAGUUAACCAGGUCACACACUGUUGGAGAAACUGCCGAAACAAAGGUUGGCUACAAUGUGAAGAAGAAGCUUCAAGGUCUUAAUCUCUACAAGGAUAGGGACAGUCAAAUAUCUGCUAUAGAGUCAACUUUCACUGCAGCACAAAAGCCAAUUCUCAAGCAUUACAGCAAACCUGGAGUUGAGGCCAGAGAAGUCCUUCCUCUCUUUCCAGACUUCAAACUUUGGCAUUUACCAUUCGCUCAAGUCAUUUUUGACACAGAUCCAGCUGUUUAUGGAAAGAAAGAAGACAGGCAAAUGCAGGAGAUGUCACAGGCUAUGAUAAGGGGUAUGAUGGAUGAGAAUAACGAGCAGUUUGUUGCUUAUUUCUUGCCGUCUCCUGACACAAUCACCAAAAGGGAGGAAGAUGAUAGAGACGGGAUUUCGUUCCGACCGGAUGAAGAAUAUGAGUACAGUCUCUCUAGGGAUUAUAAUUGGAAUGUUAAGAAUAAAGCUAGUAAAGGAUAUGAGGAGAGCUAUUUCUUUGUCGUUAGGCCAGGAGAAGGAGUCUAUUACAAUGAAAUAGAAACCCGGGUAAGACUCAACAAACGAAGAAUGAAAACAAAAUCUGCCAUGAACUCAAAGCUACUGGUGAGACACAGAGAAAUGACACAAGAGGAGAAAUAUGCCCAGACUGUGCGACUCACACAGUUAGAGCCAGCUGUAGCCUUGGAGGAGGAGGAAGAGGAGGAGGAGGAGGGGGAAGGAGAGGAAACUCGUACGAGUGAAGAGGAGGAGGAGGCAGAGGAAGAAGGAGAAGAAGGAGGAAGCGACAAAGACGAUGAGUUUGAGAAAGCUUUCAGCAGUGGAGAGGAUGACUAGAUUGCUAAUAAAAUAUUUUUUUAAUAAUAAAGCAGCAGAAAAUAAUUAGUUGUAGUGUGUA
Amphimedon queenslandica is the source of this 1390-nucleotide messenger RNA. RefSeq names its product RNA polymerase II-associated factor 1 homolog. Lineage: Eukaryota; Metazoa; Porifera; Demospongiae; Haplosclerida; Niphatidae. Gene Ontology annotation, molecular function: RNA polymerase II complex binding; chromatin binding. The transcript is spliced from 15 exons. Gene Ontology annotation, cellular component: Cdc73/Paf1 complex. Bases 49 to 1329 code for a protein of 426 amino acids. Gene Ontology annotation, biological process: transcription elongation by RNA polymerase II. The record is from RefSeq and is a predicted model, not a curated record.